UCUGGAACUUCUGACCUCAGGUGAUCGACCAGCCUCGGCCUUCCAAAAGGAAUUUAGGUACUUUAAAAUGCUGUUAUGUAUGUUAACGGAAAAGUAACUACAUGCUUCGUUUUCAGAACCAACCACAUUCAAAUGAAAUGAGCGUGUCGAACCGACAAAAGCUCAAAAAAAAAAAAAAAGAAAAGAAAAACAUAUAAUUCUUAAAAGUGGUUAAUAUACUCUUAGAUUGCAUAACCCUGGUGGCAGUCUGAGUCCUGAUUUUCUUUUAAGCUCCCAAGACUCCAAAAUACCUGCUCAUUACAAGUCUGUUCAGUGACAACAUUCAGUAAAACUUAACAUUUGUUUUACAAAAUUAUAUUGAAAUAUAUAAACGAACGCGUAUUUUAAGCACAAAAAUACGGCUUUUUUGGAAGCGGAGCUAACCAUUUCCGUAGAAAAGCAGAUGCAAUCAAUCUCUCCUGGGUUUUGUCCUCCCCACCUCUGAUUUUUGACAAACCGAAUAAGGACACUCACUACUGAAUACUUUUCUGACUCCCUAUUGUAUCACAAACGCCUGCAGGGGCUUAAAAAGCAGCAAGCGUUCCCGCCCUUCCCCACAGACCGGUGUGGUCUGGGGCGGGCCUGAGCACCUGGAUUUUCACCCAGCGUGCUGGUAAUUCCUACACUUGUGUGUGUUUGAGAGACAUAAAGAAGAGAGGAUGACCUCUUCCCGGAAGCGGGACUUCCAUAAAAGAACCGUCGGGGGCGGGUCCCGGGCACCUGUGGUUUGGUGAGUCCCCCAGGUGACUGUGAUGCGCAGGUCAGGGGUGGAGGCACCCGGAAGCUCCCGCGGUCUGCACCCCAGCAGCGCGAGGAAAUGCCCAAAGAAACUAUAGUGACACUGAAACUGAAGGAGAGAUUUUUAAUUCCUUAGUGCAAUACUUUGGUGAUAAUUUGGGGCGAAAAGUUAAAGCGAUGCCAUUAGUUGAAGAAACUUCUUUACUGGAAGAUUCAUCAGUGACUUUUCCUGUGGUAAUAAUAGGAAAUGGACCCUCAGGAAUAUGCCUUUCUUAUAUGUUAUCAGGCUACAGACCAUAUUUAUCAUCAGAAGCAAUACACCCAAAUACAAUCUUAAAUAGUAAAUUAGAAGAAGCAAGACAUCUUUCCAUUGUUGAUCAGGACUUAGAAUACUUGUCUGAGGGCCUUGAGGGCCGAUCAUCCAAUCCAGUUGCAGUGCUUUUCGACACACUUCUUCAUCCAGAUGCUGACUUUGGGUAUGAUUAUCCAUCCGUUUUGCAUUGGAAAUUAGAGCAACAUCAUUAUAUCCCUCACUUAGUUCUUGGUAAAGGUCCACCUGGUGGAGCUUGGCAUAAUAUGGAAGGCUCCAUGUUGACAAUCAGCUUUGGAAGUUGGAUGGAGCUACCUGGACUUAAAUUUAAGGACUGGGUAUCAAGUAAACGAAGGAACCUAAAAGGGGAUCGAGUUAUGCCAGAGGAAAUAGCUCGCUACUAUAAACAUUAUGUAAAAGUCAUGGGUCUUCAGAAGAAUUUCAGAGAGAAUACUUACAUAACUUCCGUAUCAAGACUCUACAGAGAUCAAGAUGAUGAUGAUAGUCAAGACAGAGAUAUUUCAACAAAGAUAGAGAAGUCAAACUUUAUCAAGAGAAACUGGGAAAUUAGGGGUUAUCAGCGAAUAGCUGAUGGUUCUCAUGUUCCCUUCUGCCUCUUUGCUGAGAAUGUAGCACUGGCAACUGGAACGUUGGAUUCUCCUGCCCAUCUGGAAAUUGAAGGGGAAGAUUUUCCUUUUGUGUUUCAUUCAAUGCCUGAAUUUGGAGCUGCUAUAAACAAAGGAAAGUUGCGUGGCAAAGUGGAUCCAGUGUUAAUUGUAGGUUCUGGGCUUACUGCUGCUGAUGCAGUACUGUGUGCUUACAAUAGUAAUAUCCCCGUGAUUCAUGUGUUUCGCAGACGAGUAACUGAUCCAAGCUUAAUUUUCAAACAGCUUCCCAAAAAGCUGUAUCCUGAAUAUCAUAAAGUUUAUCAUAUGAUGUGUACUCAGUCAUACUCUGUAGACUCAAGUCUUUUAUCUGAUUAUACCAGCUUUCCUGAGCACCAUGUGCUUUCCUUUAAGUCGGACAUGAAAUGUGUUCUCCAAAGCAUUUCUGGAUUGAAGAAAAUAUUUAAGCUGUCUGCAGCAGUAGUAUUGAUAGGUUCUCAUCCUAAUCUGUCUUUUCUGAAGGAUCAAGGGUGUUACCUAGGCCAUAAGUCAAGCCAACCAAUCACAUGUAAGGGUAAUCCUGUGGAAAUAGAUACAUUCACCUAUGAGUGUAUAAAAGAAGCCAACCUUUUUGCAUUGGGUCCUUUGGUUGGAGACAAUUUUGUUCGAUUUUUAAAGGGAGGGGCACUGGGUGUUACACGCUGUUUAGCUACAAGACAGAAGAAAAAGCAGCAUUUGUUUGUUGAAAGAGGAGGAGGAGAUGGGAUAGCUUAAAGCAAGUUUACAAGUAAUUAAAAUGGACAGUUUGCUGUUAAAAGAUUUUUAAUAGUGGUUUUGCAGUGUGCUGGCUUGAAUUUUCUGGACUUGAGUUAACUGAAGGAGAGCCUCAAACUAUAGUAACUUCAUUUUUAAAAGUUACUAGAAUUUGGUAUCUUGAUUUAUAUUGUAAUGUUUCAAAGGUGUCAGUGUCAGACAAACAGAAACACUGCCAACUUGGUGUAUCUUAAGCUUUCACUUAACUAAAACAUUCUUUUCUUCCAAAACUUACUUUUCGUGAUCGUUUUUGGUUAUUUAUUAUACUCAAUUCCAAAACAGUACAGCCUUGAAUCUAUAAAACUGUGCAGUCAUUAUGCCAGAAAUUAUCUUAAAUAUAUAAUGGGCCACCUUGCUGUUCAAAGGGUGGUGCAAGGUCCUGCAGCAUCUUCAUCUGUAGCUUGUUAGAAAUGGGCCCUACAGCUUACUUCCUGCAUUUUAACAAGAUCCCCAAGGGAUAUGUAUGCUCAUAAAAAUUUGAGACACACUGUGUGUUAAAUGAAAAUGAUAUAAGGUAUGUAUACUGGGGGUGGGGUGAGGGUAGGAGGCAUUUACAACUCAGAUUUUAUUUAUUUUGAAAUUAUCAAUUGUAUAAAUCUAAUUUAUUACCAAAUAGGGUCUUUUAAAAAAUAUUUUUAUUGUUGAAACCUUGACAGGUACUUCAUAUUCUAAUAAUUUCAACAGUCCAAUAAUGUGUUAUACACUUUGACAUCCAAGAACUCACCAAGAUAUUUUUCAGAGAUUUAUUCUAGAUUUAACUAUCAUAGCAUUUAACGAGUCUGAUUUGUAGUUCAAUAAAUUGUGGGUUGAACUACUUAUCCCUGUGUGAACACUGAAUUACUUUCUGUCACUGAAACUAAGGUAUUUGGGUGUGGUAAGUACUUCUAAAAUUGUUAUACUGUUUGGGCAUUGUCUGAAUUAUUAAAGGUUAAAAUAAAAAUAAAGUCAACAUUUUUCUUUUCCAUUCCAAAGGUGUACUUAGAGAUCUAUAAUAGUAUUCAUUGGAGAUGACAUAGCAGCUCAUAUCAUGGUUUAUUGGAUUUAUGUGUUCUAAUUAUCUUUAUAUAAGUGUGUUUACUGUCUGUGUUUUCACACAAACCGCUAGAAUUUUUAAUGUUAAGACGAAAACAUCUUCUGAAGUUCUCCAUUGCAAAUUGAAUUUUUCAGUCAUUUUCUCUUUUAUUUUUUGGUACAAUUACUUCAUCUGGAAUGUCUUCAUUGAACUUCUCGUUAUUCUGUUUUUCUUAGAAUUAAAAGUGGAUUACGUGUGUUUUUCUGUUCAUUUUAUUGCAGUAUUAAAUGCUUAGCUUAUUACGACCAUAAUUCACUAUACAAAUAUUAUUGUAUAGAAUAUAUUUGCGUCAUCAACUAAUUGUUUCAGACGAAUUCUUAGACUCUUGAUAACAUCACACCUAAUUUAACUUGAUUUUACAAGCUGUACAAUCCAGUUUUAGUUUUCUAUUGUGAUAACUUUUUUCAAACCAGUUUCACAUCUUAAUGAAAUAACAUUCUCUGACUGCACUUGCUUCAGUACUCUCUUGCUUGCCUGUUUUUGACCUCUGCAUGAGUUGGAUUAGAUGUUUUUCUUACUGUCACUUCUAAAUAGAAAAUGACAGUGUUAUAAAAAAGGGAAGGAUAAAACCUUUGACAUCCCCUUGUGUCUCAAAAGUCCACACUUAUUCAAACAAUGGCUUUUUUGUGAUGAGGGUAUUUGUUAAAAAAAAAAAAGAGAGAGCGACUUCGAGAAAAAUAAAGGUUCAGUGGAGCUGCAGAUAAA
Messenger RNA from Cercocebus atys (sooty mangabey), 4282 nucleotides. RefSeq names its product oxidative stress induced growth inhibitor family member 2 (gene OSGIN2). NCBI's taxonomy places the organism in Eukaryota, Metazoa, Chordata, Mammalia, Primates, Cercopithecidae. The record is from RefSeq and is a predicted model, not a curated record. Bases 955 to 2466 code for a protein of 503 amino acids. The transcript has 6 exons.